AAGGAAAUGAGUGGAAGAUGGCGGCCACUUUGACUGCAGUGCUGUAUCCUUCUGUUAUUUUUGGUAUUGGAUUUCUAUUGAACUUCUUCAUUUGGGGCAAGCAUUCAUCUGGAGCGGUUCCAUUCACGACAAUGAUUGCUCUCCUCUUCCUCUGGUUUGGUAUUUCCUUCCCUCUUGUUUUUAUCGGGUUUUAUUUCGGAUAUCGCAAGCAGCCUUACGAGCACCCGGUCCGGACCAAUCAGAUCCCCCGACAGAUCCCCGACCAGCCCUGGUAUCUCAGUCCUUUCCUUAGCUCAACUGUCGCUGGAAUCCUUCCAUUUGGGGCCAUCUUUGUGGAGCUAUUCUUUAUACUUUCAGCUAUCUGGGAGAAUCAGUUUUAUUACUUAUUUGGUUUUCUUUAUCUUGUGUUUGUCAUUCUAAUCAUCGCCUGUGCUGAAGUGGCCAUUGCUAUGACGUACUUCCAGCUUUGUGCUGAGAACUAUCAUUGGUGGUGGAGGUCAUACUUCAUCUCAGGGUCCCCUAGCUAUUAUGUUUUUGCUUAUGCCAUUAUAUAUUAUUUUACAAAGGUGAGAUUGAGGUUAACAUUACAUUCAAAGUACUGCCAUCUCUCUCUCCCUCUCUCUC
Molecule: messenger RNA, 624 nt
Organism: Amphimedon queenslandica
Lineage: Eukaryota; Metazoa; Porifera; Demospongiae; Haplosclerida; Niphatidae
Product: transmembrane 9 superfamily member 4-like
Exons: 5
Biological process (GO): protein localization to membrane
Cellular component (GO): membrane
Source: RefSeq, a predicted model, not a curated record